UGUCAAGUUCCUGCAUCCUUGUGCUGAAGGGAAGGAGGUGCCAGCAUGAUUGAUGUUCAGGGGCGGUAUAAAGGCACUGGGUUUCUCCCCAACUGCUUGUCACACUGACCUGCACCAUCUCUCGAUCGCUUGUGGGGUUUCUAUCAACUAGUCCUGGAGGGAAGAAAACUCGUAGGAGGAUAACAUCUAAUUGUAGCCAUGCCAGAACCAACCAAGAAAGAGGAAAAUGAAGUCCAAGCCCCGGCCCCCACCCCACCCCCGGGAGAACCAAAUAAAGAGAAGGAGGCCGGAACUGGACCAGCAAAAGAUGAAGAGGAAGUCUCCCCGCCUAGCGCCUUGCCUCCAGGUUUGGGUAGUCGGGCCCUGGAAAGAAAAGAUUCAGAAUGGUCUCUUGGGGAAUCACCUGCUGGGGAGGAACAAGACAAGCAGAACAAUUCUCAGCUAUCCACCCUAUUGAUUGAAAAACCUCAGUCAGGAACAGUGAAAGUGGGUGAAAAUAUCACCUUUAUAGCCAAAGUCAAGGCUGAAGAUCUUCUGAGGAAACCGACAAUCAAGUGGUUUAAAGGGAAAUGGAUGGACCUGGCCAGCAAAGCGGGGAAGCACCUCCAGCUGAAGGAAACCUUUGAAAGGCAUUCUCGGGUGUACACGUUUGAGAUGCAGAUUAUCAAGGCCAAGGAGAACUAUGCAGGGAACUACAGAUGCGAGGUCACCUACAAGGAUAAGUUUGACAGCAGCUCUUUCGAUCUUGAAGUGCUCGAAUCUACUGGGACUACUCCAAGCAUUGACAUCAGAUCUGCUUUCAAGAGAAGUGGAGAAGGUCAAGAGGAUGCAGGGGAACUUGACUUUAGUGGUCUCCUGAAACGUAGGGAGGUGAAGCAGCAGGAGGAAGAACCCGAGAUAGACGUGUGGGAGCUGCUGAAGAGCGCCAAACCCAGCGAGUACGAGAAGAUCGCCUUCCAGUAUGGCAUCACCGACCUGCGCGGGAUGCUCAAACGGCUCAAGCGCAUGCGCAGAGUGGAGAAGAAGAGUGCAGCUUUUGCAAAAAUUCUUGAUCCUGCAUAUCAGGUUGAUAAAGGAGGCAGAGUAAGGUUUGUUGUAGAACUGGCAGAUCCAAAGCUGGAGGUGAAAUGGUAUAAAAAUGGGCAAGAAAUUCGACCCAGUACAAAAUAUAUCUUUGAACAUAAAGGUUGUGAAAGAAUCAUGUUUAUCAAUAACUGUGCGCUGACAGAUGAUUCCGAGUAUUACGUGACAGCGGGAGAUGAGAAAUGUUCCACUGAGCUCUUUGUAAGAGAGCCUCCAAUUAUGGUGACCAAACAGCUGGAAGAUACAAAUGCUUAUUGUGGGGAGAGAGUGGAAUUAGAAUGUGAAGUAUCUGAAGAUGAUGCCAAUGUAAAAUGGUUUAAGAAUGGUGAAGAGAUCAUCCCUGGGCCAAAAUCAAGAUACCGAAUUAGAUGUGAAGGCAAAAAACACUUUUUGAUCAUUGAAGGAGCAACAAAAGCUGACUCGGCAGAAUAUUCGGUGAUGACGACGGGAGGACAGUCUUCUGCUAAGCUUAGUGUGGACUUGAAACCUCUGAAGAUUUUGACACCUCUGACGGAUCAGACUGUAAAUAUUGGAAAAGAAAUCUGCUUGAGGUGUGAAAUCUCUGAAUAUAUACCGGGAAAAUGGACUAAAAAUGGCCUGCCUGUUCAGGAGAGUGACCGUCUGAAGAUUUAUCACAAGGGAAGAAUCCACAAGUUAGUGAUCUCCAGUGCUCUCACAGAAGAUGAAGGUGACUAUGUAUUCGCACCAGACGCCUACAAUGUUACUUUGCCUGCCAAAGUUCAUGUUGUUGAUCCUCCUAAGAUCAUCCUGGACGGUCUUGAUGCUGACAAUACAGUAACAGUGAUUGCAGGAAACAAGCUCCGGCUUGAGAUCCCCAUCUCUGGAGAACCACCUCCCAAAGCCAUCUGGAGCCGAGGAGAUAAGGCUAUUGCAGAGGGCAGUGGCCGGAUAAGGGCUGAAUCUUACCCUGAUAGCAGCACACUGGUCAUUGACGUAGCUGAAAGAGACGAUUCUGGUGUUUACCACAUACAUCUGAAAAAUGAGGCUGGAGAAGCACGCGCGAGCAUCAAGAUUAAAGUUGUGGACAUCCCUGAUCCUCCAGUGGCACCGAGCGUGACGGAGGUGGGAGAUGAUUGGUGCGUCAUGAACUGGGAGCCUCCUGUCUACGAUGGAGGGUCACCAAUCUUAGGAUACUUUAUCGAAAGGAAAAAGAAACAAAGCUCCAGGUGGAUGAGGCUGAAUUUUGAACUCUGCAAAGAAACAACUUUUGAGCCGAAGAAGAUGAUUGAAGGCGUGGCCUACGAGGUCCGCAUCUUUGCAGUCAAUGCGGUCGGUGUCUCUAAGCCCAGUAUGCCCUCCAAACCUUUUGUUCCUUUGGCUGUAACCAGCCCUCCUACUCUUCUGACUGUUGACUCUGUCACCGAUACAACUGUCACCAUGAAGUGGCGGCCCCCAGACCAGAUUGGUGCAGCAGGUUUAGAUGGCUAUGUGCUAGAGUAUUGCUUUGAAGGAAGUACAUCAGCAAAUCAGUCUGAUGAAAAUGGGGAGGCUGCGUAUGAUCUACCAGCUGACAACUGGAUAGUUGCAAACACAGAACUGAUUGACAAGACGAAGUUCACUAUCACUGGACUACCGAUGGAUUCAAAGAUCUUCGUGCGCGUGAAGGCUAUCAACGCGGCGGGCGCCAGCGAGCCCAAAUACUACUCGCAGCCCAUUCUCGUGAGGGAAAUCAUAGAGAAUCCCAAGAUCCGUAUCCCGAGGCACCUGAAGCAAACCUACAUCCGCAGAGUUGGAGAAGCCGUCAAUCUGGUUAUACCGUUCCAGGGAAAACCAAGACCAGAAUUAACUUGGAAGAAGGAUGGUGCUGAAAUUGAUAAGAAUCAAAUAAACAUUCGCAACUCUGAGACAGACACGAUCAUAUUUAUCAGGAAAGCAGAGAGAAGCCACUCUGGGAAAUACGACCUGGAGGUCAAAGUGGACAAAUACGUGGACAGUGCAUCCAUCGACAUCCAGAUCGUGGAUCGUCCGGGUCCACCCCAAGUGGUGAAGAUUGAUGACGUCUGGGGAGAGAAUGUCGCUCUGUCAUGGACACCACCCAGGGAUGACGGAAAUGCUGCCAUCACAGGGUACACCAUCCAGAAGGCUGACAAGAAGAGCAUGGAAUGGUUCACCGUCAUUGAGCAUUAUCACCGAACCAAUGCCACCAUCACUGAACUGGUCAUAGGGAAUGAAUAUUAUUUCCGGAUCUUUGCUGAAAACAUGUGCGGCCUCAGUGAGGAUGCAACGAUGACUAAAGAGAGUGCCGUGAUUGCCAAGGAUGGUAAAGUCUACAAAAAUCCGGUGUAUGAAGACUUUGAUUUUACUGAGGCACCCAUGUUUACCCAGCCUUUGGUUAACACCUAUGCAAUAGCUGGUUACAAUGCCACUCUGAACUGCAGUGUGAGAGGAAACCCUAAGCCUAAAAUAACCUGGAUGAAAAACAAAGUUGCCAUUGUGGAUGACCCAAGAUACAGGAUGUUCAGCAACCAGGGGGUCUGUACUCUGGAGAUUCGCAAGCCCAGCCCCUAUGAUGGGGGCACUUACUGCUGCAAAGCCGUCAAUGACCUUGGGACAGUGGAGAUAGAAUGCAAACUGGAGGUGAAAGGUGGGCUCUCCUUCUGCAGGCUCCUCCUACAAGGUGUGCCUCCAAACAUAAUUGAUUCAUAUUUGCGAGACUUGCACUCAAGCAAUCCUGAGGAAUUCUGAGGGCCUGGCACUGCUUCUCCGCACUCCGCUGCUUUGAAAUCUGGUUGAAAAGAGAAAGCAUUUUCUGUUUUUCCACCAGGCCCCCAUGUGUGAUCAUUUUCUUUCCUCCUUAUGUUAAAGAGAAAAAAAAAAAAUGUUUGCACAGAUUGCUUAAUUAAAAAUUGCAAAAACAAUCUUA
Nycticebus coucang (slow loris) is the source of this 3967-nucleotide messenger RNA. RefSeq names its product myosin binding protein C1 (gene MYBPC1). The record is from RefSeq and is a predicted model, not a curated record. The transcript is spliced from 31 exons. NCBI's taxonomy places the organism in Eukaryota, Metazoa, Chordata, Mammalia, Primates, Lorisidae. Gene Ontology annotation, molecular function: protein binding. Bases 199 to 3789 code for a protein of 1196 amino acids.